Messenger RNA from Ahaetulla prasina, 3634 nucleotides. RefSeq names its product DM1 protein kinase (gene DMPK). The record is from RefSeq and is a predicted model, not a curated record. Lineage: Eukaryota; Metazoa; Chordata; Lepidosauria; Squamata; Colubridae. Gene Ontology annotation, molecular function: protein serine/threonine kinase activity; ATP binding. Gene Ontology annotation, biological process: actomyosin structure organization; peptidyl-threonine phosphorylation. The transcript has 15 exons. The coding region runs from base 658 to 2487 and encodes 609 amino acids. Gene Ontology annotation, cellular component: cytoskeleton; cytoplasm.
UGUUUUGGGCGCCUGGAACUCGGCAGAAGAGCCAGAGAAGGCCAGCCACAGGGUGUGCCAAGCACGGGCAGCCAGUGACGGACAGACGGACGGAGGGACGGGGUGUGGGGAGGGAGCGUGCAAGACCCGGAGAGGGAGCCUAUUUUGGCUUGAAAGGCAGCACACUUGGGACACUGGGAAAGGCGUGGAAAGCUGGCGUGUUGCGUGUUUGUGUGCUCCGGGAGGGAAAAAGAACCUCAGCGCUUCCACUCUGGGUGGCCACAAGGCAGGCAGGAGAGCCAGGCCGGGAAGAGGGGGGGGGCUCUGUGUGUGUGUUUGUGUUGGGGGUCGUGGUGGGGAUGGGAAGACCCUGAGUGUGCACCAGGAAGGGAGGAAAAGCUAAAACUGGAGUGUGCAAGAAAGAGAAAUCUCUUGCGUGCGACAGGAGUUGUGAAGAAGCCAUCCAGCUUUCUUUUGGUGGGACACAGAGCAUUUCCGUGCAGGACAUCCCUUCCAAGAAACAGGUGAAUUAAAGAACUCGUGCGGCCACCCAGGAAGGAGAUGGUCGGCCGGGAGGGUGCCCGCUCGACGUAGCCCCUUCCACCGCUGUGCAGCCGGAGACCUCGCAAUCAGUGUAUCUAACCUGGGGUGUCCGCAGCAACCGGCCAAGCUGGCCCCAUGGCAGCAGAGGUCCGACUGAAGAAACUGGAGGAGCUGGUACUUGACCGCAGCGUGGUGGGCUUGGAGACGCUGGUGGACCUCCUGCUCUGCGUGCAUCAUGAGCUGAGCACUUCGCCCCUGGCCCAGGAGAAAUACAUCACAGAGUUCCUGCAGUGGGCGGAGCCGGUAACCUCCAGACUAAAACAGCUCCGGCUGCAGCGAGAUGACUUUGAGAUCCUAAAAGUGAUCGGCCGAGGAGCUUUAAGCGAGGUGGCAGUGGUGAAGCAGAAGAGGACCUCCCAGGUAUAUGCCAUGAAAAUAAUGAACAAAUGGGACAUGUUGAAACGGGGAGAGGUUUCCUGCUUCAGGGAGGAGAGGGACGUCCUGGUCAAUGGAGACAAACGCUGGAUUACGCAGCUGCAUUUUGCCUUCCAGGAUGAGAAUUACCUGUACCUGGUGAUGGACUACUACGUCGGGGGCGACCUCCUGACUCUGCUGAGCAAAUUUGGCGACCGCAUCCCUCUGGAGAUGGCCCGGUUCUACUUGGCUGAGAUGGUGAUGGCCAUUGACUCCAUCCACACCCUGGGUUACGUGCACAGGGACAUCAAACCCGACAACAUCCUUCUCGAUCGGUGUGGCCACAUCCGGCUGGGGGAUUUCGGAUCCUGCCUCAAGCUUCGAGAAGACGGGACGGUCUGUUCCACAGUGGCAGUGGGCACCCCAGAUUACCUCUCCCCGGAGAUCUUGCGAGCAGUGGAAGAUGGGCUUCAUUCCUACGGCACAGAAUGCGACUGGUGGUCUCUGGGCAUUUUUGCCUACGAGAUGUUCUUUGGGCACACCCCCUUCUUUGCCGACUCCGUCGUGGAGACCUAUGGCAAGAUUCUGCACUUCAAGGAGCAUUUCCGCUUUCCCCUCUCGGCCCCGGAGAUCCCUCCGGAAGCUCAGGCCUUGAUCGAGGGGCUGAUCUGUCCUCGGGAGACGCGCCUGGGACGUAACGGAGUUCAGGACUUCAAGGACCACCCGUUCUUCGUUGGCAUCGACUGGCAGGGACUGCGGGACUGCAGCCCGUCUUUUGUGCCCGAGUUUGCCAACGCCACCGACACGUCCAACUUCGACGUGGUAGACGACUGUCUCACCGACAUGGUGAGAGGGGGAGGGGAGACCCUGUGGGACGUCAUUGAGACCUCUCCCCUCGGAGUGCAGCUGCCCUUCGUGGGGUACUCCUACACUUACACGGCUGUGAAACAGAAAGACCCCAAGGAAAGAGACCCCAGUCCCAUCGCCAUGGAGGUGGAUCCUGCUGGGAAGAGGCUGUCGGAAGAAGCCCAGGAAAGGCCUCCGGAGGAGCUGGCCUGUAAACUGCCCGAUGGGCAGAAACUGGACCAGUCCAUGUUUCUCGAACUGCAGGCGGCCUUCGAGGAGGAACUGAAGAGCCGGGAGAUGUUGUGUCAAGAGCUCAGCGUGGUCAAGGUGGCCAACCAGAAUUUUGCCAGCCAGCUAAAGGACGCCGAGAGCCGAAAUGUGGAACUGGAAGCUCAGAUCCAGCGCUUGAAAGAGCAGAUCGAAGACAUGAAAGCAGCAACUGAGGAGGCUGCUUUAGGCUGGAGCCCAUCCCGGCCCCCCAACCUCAGCCGGCCUUUCUUGCACUGCGUGGAACGGCCAGCCCACCAAAGUGGCCCCGUGGCAUCCCAGCUCUGUGAAUACCCGCUUGUGGUACCUCUGUACCGGCACUUGCUGCUCUUUUCGAGGGUACGUAGGCCCUGCAUCGUCCACGUGGGAUACCUGCUCUUGUGCACCGGUGGGCACGGAUUGGAGGCCUUCAACCGGGGCCGAGCGGAAACAGUUUGAACCCUGGCCGGGGCAAGGAAGAGUCGGGCACACCGGCCGCUUACAGCUGCCCCAGCAAGCCUAGAAACGGGGACAACCCCCUUUGGUGGAGGACUGGCUUGGGUCACGUCCCGGACGUCCAGCCGCCCCCCUCUGGUUGUUUCCCAGGCGCUUCCUUUGCUUCGAGACCACCGGCCCCAUGGAGGAAGCAGCAGGAGCGGAGGACACAACCCAGGGACCCUGUUUUUCAAAGCAUCUUUGCACUCUCUGUACAGACUCCCCCCGCCCCCCCCAGCCGAAUGGAAACGCACACCGUUCCCCAAGGGAGCUCCUCCCAAGAGCCGAGACGAAGCCACCGUGCCCAGAAGGCUUCGCCCAGGACGCUGCCAAGAAUUUUGAGAUUUUUCCCGUGACUUUUUGCCGUUCUGGUCACAAGGGUCGUUUCUGCACCUGAUGCCCCUUUGGGAGAUGAGGGUCAGAAGCGACAACCCCCCCACGAGGAGGAGGAAGGGGAAGGUGCCCGUCCCGGGGAGCUAGCAGAGCCGGACUCGAAAGGAUUAGCCAAACGAGGGUGCACUCGGCCAGCUGUAAUCGGUGCCUUCUGGUUGUGCUUUGAAGGCCACCAACCAUCCACACACACACCCCUCCCUGGCAGGGCCUUAUGGUGCCCAUGGACUCUGCAGGGGGAUGCUAGUUUUAAACUGCCAGACACUCUUUUUAUCUGCACUUCUCCACGUUUGAAAGCAGCUGGCAACCUCCGCUCUGCAGCCCUCCACAGUUUCACCCACCCACCCUUUUGUAAGUCAUUUCGAAUGUGAUGGGGACGUGGCAGCCCUUCCUGCCUCAAAGCGGGAGACCCAAGUCUCUAGUCCCUAUGUUUGGAAGAGUUGUGUGCAUGUUUAUCUAAAACGAAAGUGCAUGGAAGCAAAAACUGAGCUUGCCGGGGGGGAGAGGAGGGGGGCGCAUACCGCUAGUUUUAGGGUUUUUCCACUUAAGCCCCUUUGGGUGCCUCUCGCCUUCCACGCCCCAAAUGUUUAUUAUUCCUCCUCUGUGUAACGCCGUGCACGGACUGCGCGCAUGAGGGCACUCUCUACAUUCUGCCACUCGGCCGUUGAGGAGGGAGACUCUCUUGGUUUCCCCGUAGGAAUAAAGCCGGAUUAUUUCCUGG